AUGUUAACGGAAGAAGACGCUUUGCACGAAGAGACUCCGCUUCUCGCUCAGGCAGAAGCUUUGGAGUCGGGGCCUUCGAGCGCAGGCCUGUCGAAGCAUGACAAGCAGUACAAUCGCUUCUCGCCCUCGCAGAAGCGGGCGAUCGUUGGUUUGUUGUCAUGGGUCGGUCUGCUACCGUUUCUCGCAUCCGGGUCAUUCGUACCUUCCGUGCCCGAAAUAGCACGAGAGCUCAACUCGACAGGUCCAGUCAUUAAUUUAGCUAUAACCCUCUCUAUCAUCUGUGCUGCACUGGGCGGUCUCGUUUGGGCCACAUACUCCGGAACCUAUGGACGCAGGCCAAUUUAUUUGUGCUCCCUCCCAUGCCUCUGUGUCGGCUCGAUCGGAGUCGCACUCGCAUACAACGUGCCCUCGCUCAUGUUCUGGCGCGUCAUCCAGGCUUUCGGUGCCUCCAGCGGGCUCUCCGUCGGCGCUGGCGCGAUCUCCGACAUGUACCGCCUGGAGGAGCGCGGCCAGGCCAUGGGCAUUUUCUUCGGGGCAUCCCUCUUCGGACCAGCCAUCGCCCCGGUGGCGGGCGGGCUAGCAGCGCACUACGCCUCCUGGCGCCUCAUGCAGUGGGCUCUCUUCCUCAUGGGCCUCGCCGCGUACAUCUUGGUCCUAUUCUGGUUCCCGGAGACGCUGGACCCGGAGGUGGCGAAGGAGAAGUUCCGAGCGGCCGGGGGCGUCGAGGGGAGGCGGUUCGUGUGGCUGAACCCGGUCAAGAGCCUCGCGCUGCUCCGGAGUCCAAACAUCUUGAUAGUCACUCUCGCUGGGUCGACAACGUUCCUGACGGACUAUGCGUUGCUCAUUCCCCUCUCGUUCACCAUUGGCAAAGCGUACAACAUCACAAAUGCAGCUAUCAUCGGGAUGUUCUUCCUCGCGUCCGGAGUCGGCAAUAUAGUCGGUGCCCCCAUCGCCGGAUACUACGCCGACCAAGCUGUGAUCAAAGGGCGUGCACGACACGCAGGCCAAUGGGUGCCCGAGGACCGGCUGCGCGCAACGCUAUUCGGCGCACUCGUGCUUGUCCCGUUCUCCGUGCUCAUCUCGGGACUGGCGACGCAAUUCAUCCCUGGGGCACUUGGGAUUACGAUUAACGUCGCGUGUCUGUUUGCUAAUGGUGUUGCUGUUGACCUGGUGCUCACGCCCUCCUCGUCAUAUUAUGUCGACAUCCUGCACUCGCGCAGCGCAGAGGUGUGGGCUGCAAGCUCUGCCGUGCGCCAGUUCUCCGUCGCGCUCGCGACUGCCGGCAUCCUCCCGCUCAUCAACGCCGUCGGCGUCGCCGCCGCGGAUGCCAUCUUCGCUGUUGUCGCCUGGUUUGGGUUCCUGCUCAUUGUGCUUACGAUCCGCUAUGGGGAUCGGAUGCGCGCGUGGGUGGAUGUAGGGUACUCGACGGCGGAGACCAACUGAGUCGGAGACGUCUCAUGGAAAAUUGGCGAUGCCUAGCUGUUUAGCAUGCUCUAGGGUACGUACAUAUACCCAGGAAGCCUACGAGCUCCAUUACUAUUAUGUACUACUUGUUAGUACUACUG
Molecule: messenger RNA, 1565 nt
Organism: Trametes versicolor FP-101664 SS1
Lineage: Eukaryota; Fungi; Basidiomycota; Agaricomycetes; Polyporales; Polyporaceae
Product: MFS general substrate transporter
Exons: 12
Coding region: 1-1443 (480 amino acids)
Biological process (GO): transmembrane transport
Molecular function (GO): transmembrane transporter activity
Source: RefSeq, a predicted model, not a curated record